GUCCUGUUCGGACGCGCUCUUUGCACGCUGUGUUUUCCGACGCGGCUGGAAGUCAGCCUCGUCACGAAGAAAAUCGGCCGAUCAACACAAGUGGUCAUGCUCCACGCAUCCCGGCCUCGCGUGGUGUGACAACUUCCGCGCGCGUCAAUGGCGUGAGACUGCCGACUGCUCACCCUUCCCUGCCCGAUGACUCGACCAUUCAUCUGUCCAAGGGUCUGCGUUAUCAGGGCCGGUUGGCUGGGCGGCGAGCAGGUCAGGCGGCAGGCCGAAGUUCCGCCAAUGCUGCAGGGCGGACGUCCGCUGAUCCUGCUGCAG
This is a messenger RNA of Closterium sp. Naga37s-1, 315 nucleotides long. The record is from the annotation of a GenBank genome assembly. NCBI's taxonomy places the organism in Eukaryota, Viridiplantae, Streptophyta, Zygnematophyceae, Desmidiales, Closteriaceae.